This is a messenger RNA of Aphanomyces invadans, 1919 nucleotides long. RefSeq lists its product as hypothetical. Gene Ontology annotation, biological process: transmembrane transport. Bases 217 to 1839 code for a protein of 540 amino acids. The transcript has a single exon. Lineage: Eukaryota; Oomycota; Saprolegniomycetes; Saprolegniales; Verrucalvaceae. The record is from RefSeq and is a predicted model, not a curated record.
GCCCCUGUGACCUCUGGCAUUCCCGUCACGACCGACGCUCCUGUGACAAUUCCCAUCACGACCGAAGUCCCCGCGACGACUCCGUCGCCCGUGACGACAGAACCUCCCAAGACGUUUACGAUUCUUCCCACCGACAUCGUGGUCGCGACGACGGACGUUCCGGUGACCGCCAGCGUGAUCUCGCAAGCGCUGUUGAACGGCACGACCGUGUCGCCGAUGCUCACGACGACCCCCGCGCCGCUGGAAGAACUCGUCGAGAAGUCGUCGGUCCCAACGCCGACCGGCGGCGGCGCCGCGACAGUCGACAACGAAGUCGCGCCCGACAACAACCGCCAGGACAAGCGCCGCGACGACGUGUAUGGCGGCAACAGGACCGUCGACGAUCUCGAGGACCUCAAGGCGUCGAUCACGACCGGGACCGAAACCAAGUCGGUCCAAACGCUGCGGUACGUGAGCUCGUCCGUGGUCGGGAUCACGCUCGUCCUGCUCGCGUUCUUUCAGUUUAUCGCGAUGAACCCGUCGUACAUUGUGCCGGACGCGGCAUCGGACCGGCUGGCCGCGCCCAACUCUUGGGAAUUCCCCGCGUUCAUCUCGUUCAUCCAGCACGUGGGCGUUCUCGCUUUGACCAAGAACACCAAGGUGCCGCAAAAGUUUUUCAUGAGCUUUGUCGACUCGCUCAGCUGGCUCGAGUUUUUGAUCCGCGGGUCGGCGCCGACCGCAUCGUCGUCGAGUGUCGCGCAACUGUUUGCGCAUGGCGGCCGCGUGCUCGCGGAAGCGACGUACGACGCGCAAGGAAAGAUUCAAUUCUCGCUGCGGUCCGAUAUCAACGACAAGGACUGGUUUAUCCGUGUGUGGGUCGCCGUGCUCGUGGUCGUCGCGGUCUUGAUGGUGUUUGUGAUUGCAACCGCGCUGCUGUCGCAAUGGGUUGCUAAGCGCGGCAACCCGUUCCACUCGGACACGACCGACUCGCACAAGCGGUCGGUGAGCUUUCGCAGCAUCUCGCGCCGCCUCCUUGGCAUGUGCGUGCUCGUCGGGUACUUUGCGAUCUUGCCGCUCUCGAUGAUCUCCAUGUUUGAGGUGCUGCAAGACGCGUCGUCGACGGGAUUCCCCCACCUGUAUGCGAUCUUGUCGAUCGCGACGCUCGUCGUCCUUGUCGGCGCCGUGCUCUACGGGAUGUACGCGCUGCAGUCGCUGACGGAAGCCGGCUUGUCCAAGUGGCGCACGCGCGUUGUGUGGGGUGUUGUGUACUCGAACUACCACUACACGAGCCGGCUCUUCUUUGCCGCCGGCGCGUUGGUCCAGUUCCUCACGGGCAUCUUGGUGGCGUCCGUGACUGCUGACGCCCUUACGCAGCUCCUCUCGCUCGUCAUCGUGCACGCGCUGUACUUGGUCAGCAUGUUUGUGCUCCAGCCGUUUGUGUGCUCGGUCCACUUCAAGUUCGCCGUGGGGUUUCAAGUGUUGAUCCUGACCGUGUAUGCGCUCGCGUGCGGCCUCACCGGCGAGACGAGUUCCACCGAGACCCAGAUCAACGUGUCGUAUGCGAUCGUGAUCGUUCUCGUUGUUGUGUUUGUCGCGAUGUUUGUGCGGCAGCUCUACAUGCUGUGGACUUACGCGUCCGCGUGGGCAAAAGACGAGUACGAGAGCGUCACGGGGCUGCCGACCCUGCACGACCACGAAGUCGAGUCGGGCGGCGGCAACUACACGAUUUCGUUGCGCGAUACGGAAGAUCACUUGUCCAGCAGCAAGAACACGAUGUCGCUGCACAACAGCAGCACCACUGGCGACGAUAGCCCCAUGAACACCAUCCGCAUUGUCGACACCCAGACCAAGCACGUGUAAUUCAAGUAGACAAUCUCCCAAGUUGUCCCGUCGUGUUCGAUCCAUAAUGCAUGUUUCGUGUUGCCAUCGUGCGUCGCGAC